GUUUAAUUAUGUGUUGUGUUUCGGGUUAAUUAGGUGAGUAUUGCACUUGUCAUACUUGUUAAAUAAUUGGAGUACGUGGUAGUAUAUGGACUAGGCCACACACAAGUAUUUAUCCACCUAGCCUGAGAAAACAAAAGAAAACGUUCUACAUUAUUCUUGCUCCACCUCUAUCUUUCACAUAGAGAGAGAGAGAAACGGUGGAAAAGAAGAAGAGAAAGAAAGAAAAAAGUUGGGGAAAAACCUUGCUUGGCUUGGAAUUGAAGAUUUUAACUUGGUGGUAACUGUAUUGAUUUUGCUGGCAUUGGCUAUUCACUCUGUUCUAGGGAUAACGUCUACCAGUUAAUGUACGGCCUUCUGCUAUAAAUGCAUUGUGGCACAAGCAAUGAGAUUUCACGAAGCCUUUGCUUGAUGGACUGCUCACCCAGCAGCAGUGACAAGAAAACUCUAAAGAGGUGGUUCUUCAUAGAUAAGAGGGUUGGGUGAAGAAUAUCUCUCUACCUUAGGUUAAUACUAGGGCCAAAUUUCUCUCCAAGAAGAGGUUCAUUAUUUUUCUGGGGGUGGCCUUGUGCAAGUAAUCUGGACAAAUGGAUUUGAAUUCAACAAAUGCCUCUCCUGUUCUCACUGAACCUGCACCAAUAAAUAAGUCCAGACUCGGAAUACACUCCAGUCUUUUGCCUUUUUUGCAAUCUGGAGCACCAUUCUCCUCGGGCAUAUUAAUUCCGAGAAAGAAGCCAGGGAAGCUUGAUGAUGUUCGGUCCAAUGGUUGGCUCGAUGCCAUGAAAUCUUCACCACCACCCCAGAAGAAGCUACUUAAGGAUUUCAAUGUUGAGGUGGCCUCAGAUGAUAGUGAUAUUGCGUACUACUCCUGGAUGCUUAAGCACCCUUCGGCUCUAAGCUCCUUUCAGCAAAUCAUGAACCACGCAAGGAAUAAAAAGAUAGUAAUGUUUUUAGAUUAUGACGGGACUCUUUCUCCAAUAGUCAAUGACCCUGAUCGGGCCUUCAUGUCUGAUGAGAUGCGUUCUACUGUUAGGAAUCUUGCAAAUUAUAUCCCGACAGCAAUAAUUAGUGGAAGGAGCCUUGACAAGGUGUAUGAGUUGGUAGGACUAACAGAUCUCUACUAUGCGGGUAGUCAUGGUAUGGACAUCUAGUACAGCGCACGUGGAAGAAGCGAAAGACUUAUUUGUCACUCCAAGGUUUGCCUAUAAAUAGAGACUCACUCCUCCCAGGUAGGGGACUGAUCUCUCUCUCUCUCCACAAUUUCUUCAGAAAAAAACAUUCUCUCUUCUCUCUUCCUCACCAACUAACUAGAUCGUCGGAGCUUCUUCCCGGAGGUACACCACCCUCGGUCUAAAGGUAUCCAGAUCAUCUUCGUUCAAACCACAUCUCUCGGGUCAAAGGAAGGAAAAGAUUCAAGAGUGGAAUUCACCCCCCACAACCUCGCUCCUUUAUUUUAACUCGAUUAGGAAACACACCCAUCUCCGGGCCUCCUUUUGCUUCGCCCUCUGAUUUCGAAAACAGACCCAUCCGACAGCACUGUUCCUAGUUAGUUAUUCAAAAAUCAAGUAGGCGAGGAUGAUACAACUUGACGACAGGUUUGUUUUAUUAAUCUCAAAAUGGAAAAGUAAUCUCUACUUUUUAACACUACAAAUACAAGCGAAACCCCUCUAAUCCUUUCAUUAUAUCGAAGUUAGGCUACUUGAUCAGAAUUUUGUAGAAAGUAGGUGAUAAUCAAAGCGGCUCCAGAAUUUUAGUUCAGUGGUGAUUAACAGUGCAGAAAUAUUUUUUGUAUGCAAAGCUCUAUAUAAAUGAAAAUAUUUCUUUUGGUUGAAAAUAUAUCAAAACUAGUUUAUUUUAUUUUGUUGAGUUAUAUUAUCUGCUUACUCAUAAAUUUAAGUAAAUUAUGAUUUAGUUUGGCUAUGCAUGAAUGAAUGAUUUAGUAUUGACACUAUAUUAAAGAAAAAUCAAACUAAAUAAACGAAAAAUAUAAAAUUUUUCUACAUUUUUUUGAAUCCAGCGGUUCGUUUGCCAUGCACAACUAAGGUUUGGAAUAACCCAAUUAGGGUGUACAAAUUGGAUUUGUAUAUGUGCAUGGACCAUGACUUUGAGCCAAUAAAAUUAUGAAAGACUUCAUGGAUGUCAAUGGAGGCUCUAGUUAUAUAGAAAUCAUGAGGAAAAUCUAGAACUGUGUAAAUAAUAACAUCUAUAUAGUUGUGGUUUGAAAGCAAAGGCCAUGAUUUUUAGAAUUUAUUAGAUUUAGUCCCUAUAUAACACUCUACAAACACAAGAAGAGACGGAAUGAAAGAAUCUUAACUUGGCAUGGGCCGAACUAAAAGAAGAAAAAGGUUAAUCUAUAGUAUCGUUUCACAUUCAUCAUAAAGAGUACAUAUUAUUAGGCUAAUUUGGGAUGCCUCGAAACCGAGGUAAAAGAUAAUGACUUUUCUCAAAUAUUCUGGUAAUAUUUUGGUGCGACUUGUCGCGAUCCUUGUCUUCUUCUUCCUCCUCUCUUUUUUUUGGCCCCCACUCUGGUUUGGCUGCCUAAGGCUCCGUUCCGGAACCGAAAAUAAGUUCUUAUUUUUUAAGAAGGCAAUUUCAAGCUCAAAAAUUAUGGGCUAAUUGAAAUUUAAAAAUAUGCAAUAUGGAUCUUGUUUGGAAGAUCUCGAUGAGAUCUUUUAUACGAUGCAAAAAAAAUUAAAAAAUUAUUUUUUAUUUACUUUAUUUUUGAGUUUGAAAAUGUGAAAUAAGCUGCUUAUUUUUUAAGAAGAUUUCUGAAACGGGGCCUAAUUUCUGUUUCUCCGCAAUUAUGUCACAUCUGCUCCCAUCACGGCUUGCUGCUAACUCUGGAAUGCACUUCACCGGUUGGAUCUCUCUUGUAUUUUUUGACGUAUGCGUAACGGUGUGAGUAGUGGCUUGCCAACGUCGGUCUCCUGCUGAGUUCAUUUCUUGGGUGUCCCCUGUCUCGCCUAACGGCUCCGGUUGAGCUUCAACAGCAGUGGUUGGGUCUUUGUGUUUGGUGCUUGUUUUUCCAGUGAUGGUGGUGGCCGGUGGUGCUGGAUUUGACGAUCCGAUUGUGGUGGUGGUUUCUGUCUGGUGGUGGAGUCACUACAAGAAAAUCGUUCUAUAGCAACGGUCGAAAGCGUUGCCAAAAAAUCCAAAAACCGUUAGUAGAGACCCAUUUAGGCUAUACCAACGGUUCGGCCAAACCGUUGCAAUAUAUCCGUUGCUAAAGAGGUAUAACAACGGUUUUGACGAGCGUUGGUACAGAUUUUUUUUUACCAACGGUUUCAUUAGCAACGGUUGCUAAAGGCAAUUUUCAUUUUUUUUUACCAACGGUUUCAUUAGCAACGGUUAACCGUUGCUAAAGGCAAUUUUCAUUUUUUUAAAAACCAACCACUGUGUGACGUAAGCCUCCACGUGGCGCUGACGUGGCAGCCACAUGUCGCCCGCGUGGCGUUGACAUGGCACCCUUGUGGCAGCCUACUUGGCACCCGAGCCCAUGUGGCGCCCACGUGGCGGACGAAAUAUUCUUGCUCUUCCUGAGAAUCGAACCUCCGACCUCGUGUGUGCGAACCAACUGUGCUAGCCUAUAACUUGUAAAAAAUUAUACACCUUUUAAUAUUUAUACUAUACUAACCGGUUUUUUUUAAAUUUUUUUUUAAAAUCCGGUUUCUACUAACGGUUAAUGAAAACCGAUGCUAUAGACCAGUUUAUAGUAACGGUUAUUGAAAACCGUUGCUAGAGGUCAGUUUUUAGCAACGGUUAAUGAGAACCGUUGCUAUAGUCCAGUUUUUAGCAACGGUUAAUGAAAACCGUUGCUAUAGUGUUGUAAUUUACUAACGGUCACAUGAAAACCGUUGCUAUAGACCUGUUUCUAGUAACGUUUUGUAAACCGUUACUAUACACCGUCUAUACCAACGGUUUUUUUAACCGUUGCUAAAAAACCGUUGGGAGAUCCUAAAUUUCUUGUAGUGAGUUGUGGUCGGUGGUGGCCAGGUGGUACUGGAUUUGACGAUCCGAUGGUGGUGGAGUUUUGCGGUGGAUGGCGGCGGGUGAUGGAACUUGGUGUAUAGCAUAUUAGGGUUAGGGUUUUGGGUUUUCUUGUUUGGGCUUAAUGUUUGUAUUUGGGCUUCUAAGCCUUCAAGUAUUGUGCUUUAUUUGUAUAUUUGGGUUUUCGACCCUCAGGUGUGUUUUGGGCUUGUCCAAUGGAUAUAUCUCCAACCAAAAAGUCCCAUUUUCCUUUCCCCUUUGUUAAUAAAUUGCUACUUUUGCCGAUCAUAUAUAUAUAAAAUCUUGGAUAAUUCUUAAAAUAUUUGGAUGAAAGUCAUAAUUGUUUACUUUUUCAAUUUCUCUUAUUGAGAUGAACCAAUAAUUCACAAAGAUUUGACGCAAAACUAACAAUUGCGGGAAAAAAUUGAACAAGGCCAGACAAAAACCAAAAAUCCAAAAACUUUCACAAAAAAACUAUGUGAAAUCGGAAGAAUUUUUCAGUGCCGAGCGGGUACCACGUCGUGCCCGCUCAGCUCAUUCGAACCGUCCAUUGCAUUUUUUGAACAGCUCAGAUAUGGAGAAAGAAAAAAGAGAGAGAAA
Molecule: messenger RNA, 4584 nt
Organism: Rhododendron vialii
Lineage: Eukaryota; Viridiplantae; Streptophyta; Magnoliopsida; Ericales; Ericaceae
Product: probable trehalose-phosphate phosphatase F
Exons: 6
Coding region: 585-1148 (187 amino acids)
Biological process (GO): trehalose biosynthetic process
Molecular function (GO): trehalose-phosphatase activity
Source: RefSeq, a predicted model, not a curated record